GAAAAUAUGUUUUGAUUCUUUCGUUGAGUUGUUUUCUGUACAUUUGUUUAAUUAAUUCAGUAGUGUAACAUGGCCAGUAAAAGAGAAGAGUUAGAAAUUUAUUGGAAUAAAAUUAACUAUGCGUACCCCAUUCUCAAUGAUACGCUUUUCACCGACUGCUCAGACGCUGAAUAUGAAGACAUACAGCAGAUAAUAGUUGGUCUGGGUGUUCAAAUAAAGAUUCGGGACCUAAUUUUAGUUCACACUGAGAAAUAUUUUCGUCAACAUGUUGCUUCAUCAUUUUGGUCAAAGUUUAUAAAAACUGAUGAGGAAGUAAAAGGAUUUCAACUCUUCAAGUCUGCUGUCAACGACUUAUAUGAAGCCAUGGCGAGUUUUUCACCUAUGAUUACCAGACUAACGAUUUUAAAUAACAGUUGCUGCGAUAAUAAGCCUAUUUAUGGGGAAAGAGAUGUUAUGUCAGGCAUCAAACAACUGCUACGUGCAACUUUAUUAUCACAACUGCCACUUGAUUUCCAAGUCAUAAUUAAUCAUUUCUAUAAAGUUUCCUUUAAUGUCUUUGAUAAUGCAGAAUAUGAAAACUCGGAUAUGGGUGAGGAUGUGAUGUGUUCAGGAUGCUGGAAUGAGUAUUCAGAUUGCAACUGUUCCUACAUUGUUAAAGUGUUUCAUGACACAAAUCGAAAGCUUGUGGAACUCACACUACUUGAGAGGUUAACAGGACAAGUGCUAACUAAUUUUAUACAACAGAGAAUUGAAUUGCACAUCCAGAAACUUUGCACAGGUACAUUUGAUGUGUCUCAUAUAAGUUUUCUUGAGAACUGGUUAGACACAACUGUGAUGUCUUGGCUGACACGCAUUUAUUGUGCUGGUUCAUCAAAACCACAUCGUGUUGAUAAGGAUAUUCAAAAUGCUGUUUCUAAGUUCAAACAGAAGCUUAGUUACUCCUUGUAUCAUAUCUAUACAAAAUUACGUAUUGACCAGUUAUUCAACAUAAUAAUUGUAUAUCCUGAUUCUCAGCCAGCUGUUGAUGAUAUAAAAUUGUGCUUAGAUAAAACAGAUCUGCGUGCCACAUUGUGUAAGAAAUUACAAAAUGCUUUGGAGACAAGACUGUUGCAUCCUGGUGUGAAUACACCUGACAUUUUAACAGCUUAUAUUUCGGCAAUUAGAGCAUUGAGGCAUUUAGACCCUUCUGGAGUAAUUCUAGAAACAGUAACAAAGCCUGUUCGUAAUUAUUUGAGAAAUAGAGAGGAUACUGUGCGGAGUGUUGUCAGCAGUUUGACUGAGGAAGGUGCAGGAAGUGAACUAGCUGAAGAAUUAGCUAAAUUUGCUGCAGAGACUGAUGAUGAGCUUGAAAAGGAAGAAGAUUGGGACAAUUGGAUGCCAGACCCUAAAGAUGCAGAUCCUAAAGUAAAUGGUAAUGACAGAAAAGCAAAUGACAUCAUAUCUAUGCUUGUUAAUGUAUAUGGUAGCAAGGAAUUAUUUGUAAAUGAAUACAGGACACUUUUAGCUGACAGACUAUUAGCCCAAAGCGUUAUCAACACAGAAAAAGAAAUAAGAUACUUGGAAUUAUUGAAACUGAGGUUUGGAGAGUCACAAUUGCAUUUCUGUGAGGUAAUGUUAAAGGAUGUGUCAGACUCCAAGAGAAUUAAUGCACUUAUACAGCAAGAUAAAAACUUUGAAUCAUUAAAUAAUAAGUUCUCUUCUAAUGCAAUGAUAUUAUCAGCACAAUUUUGGCCACCAUUUAAAGAUGAAAGUUUAGAGUUGCCAGAUGAAAUCAAACAGCAUUUUGAGGCAUACACUAAAUCAUAUGAGGCACUGAAAGGAAACAGGACUUUAAAUUGGAAGCCUCAUUUAGGCAAUGUUAAUAUUGAAAUUGAAAUUGGUGAGAAAAAAUUAGACUUAACUGUGUCACCUUUUAAUGCUACUCUGAUAAUGCAUUUCCAAACUAAACCUGAAUGGUCCUUAGAAGAGCUACAUCAAAUUAUGAAGGUGCCUUUAAUUAUUUUACGUAGGAAAAUUACAUAUUGGCAAUCUUUAGGGAUUAUUUCUGAGAAGAGUACAGAUAAUUAUGUUUUAGUAGAGGGUAGCGACGGGAAUAAGUCAAGUUGCUCGACCAACCAAGUCCAAGAAAUGAUUUGUGAAGAUGAAGAAAGCGAGAGUGUCAUGGCAUCGGCGCAUGAUCAGAGAGAAGGAGAAUUACAAGUAUUUUGGUCAUACAUUGUUGGGAUGUUAACAAAUUUAGAUUCCUUACCUUUAGAGCGCAUUCAUCAGAUGCUAAAAAUGUUUGCAUCUCAAGCUCCUGGAACUGAGUGUAGUCUUCAGGAAUUGCGCCAGUUUUUAGACACUAAGGUACGCACACAUCAGCUGGUGUUACAAGCUGGAAUGUAUAAAUUACCUAAGACAUAAUAAAUUUAUAGAGUUGAA
Messenger RNA from Pararge aegeria (speckled wood butterfly), 2421 nucleotides. RefSeq names its product anaphase-promoting complex subunit 2 (gene morula). Gene Ontology annotation, molecular function: ubiquitin protein ligase binding. Gene Ontology annotation, biological process: ubiquitin-dependent protein catabolic process. The transcript has 2 exons. Lineage: Eukaryota; Metazoa; Arthropoda; Insecta; Lepidoptera; Nymphalidae. The coding region runs from base 70 to 2403 and encodes 777 amino acids. The record is from RefSeq and is a predicted model, not a curated record. Gene Ontology annotation, cellular component: anaphase-promoting complex.